UGUCCUGCGGCCGGGGCGGGUCCCGCCGCCCCCGCGGGCUCCGGUGCGUCAGGGGCGCGUCAGGCGGGGCGGGCGCCGCGCGGGCGGCGGCGGCGGCGGCGGCGGCGGGUGGCGGGCGGCGCGCACCGGGCCUCCUGCUUCUCGCUCCGAGGCUGCGGGACGGACGUUCCCGAGAACUCUCUCGCCCGCGGCCGGCCGCGCCCGGACGGCGCGCGCCGGCGGCCCGGCGGUGCCAGCAUGUCGGCUGCCGUGGCGUGCCUGGACUACUUCGCCGCCGAGUGCUUGGUGUCCAUGUCCGCGGGUGCCGUGGUUCACCGCCGCCUGCCGGACCCCGAGGGCGCGGGCGGAGCGGCAAGCUCGGAGGUGGGUGCGGCGCCGCCGGAGUCCGCUCUGCCGGGUCCGGGGCCACCGGGGCCCGUGUCGGUCCCCCCGUUCCCCCAGGUCCCCGCCCCCAGCCCCUGCGCGGGCGGCGCCGCGCCCCACCUGCUGGCUGCAAGCGUCUUGGCUGACUUGCGCGGCGGCUCUGGGGGGUGCUUUGGAGACUACUCGGGGGAAGCUCUGCGCGCCUCGUCCGGUUCCUCCGACCCGACCCCGUGCUCCGGCCCGAUCCUGUGCUCCAAGCCGACCCCGGCCACCAGCGCGGCCGAGGUCUCCGGACCCGUGCACUCCUCCCGCGCGCUCGCGGUCCCUGGCGCGCCAGCCAUCCCGGGAGUGCCUGCCCACCCUGGCGCGGUCUCCGGCGUGGCCCCUGGGGCGGGCCCGGCCCCCGCCACGGGUCCAGGCCCCCGUCGGAGGCCAGUCACACCUGCUGCCAAGCGCCACCGCUGCCCCUUCCCGGGCUGCAACAAAGCUUAUUACAAGUCAUCGCAUCUGAAGUCCCACCAGCGCACCCACACGGGUGAGCGCCCUUUCUCCUGCGACUGGCUCGACUGCGACAAGAAGUUCACGCGCUCCGACGAGCUGGCCCGCCACUACAGGACGCACACGGGCGAGAAGCGCUUCUCCUGCCCCCUCUGCCCCAAGCAGUUCUCCCGGAGCGACCACCUGACCAAGCACGCCCGCCGCCACCCAGCCUAUCAUCCCGACAUGAUCGAGUACCGGGGACGCCGUCGCACUCCCCGCGUGGACUCGCAACCCGCCAACCUGGUGGACAGCUCCGGCUCCGUCCCCGGGCAGGUGCCCAGCUUUACCACCUGCUUGUCUGACAGUCAUUGCUGUUAGUUGUCCCCUCAAGGACGAUCCCCCAGACCAUUGUCCUUGCUUUCUUUCUGCCCAUCCCUCUUUCCCAGAGUGAUUAGACCAAGGCACAGACUGGCUUCUCCGCUCUGAGGGUGGGUCCAGGCAGGCACGUUGGACUCUGGGGAGGGACUGUGGGCCCGAAAAUAGCAGGAAUCCUUACAACACGUAUAUCAUCCAAAAAAGGGGGGUUUGCCUCAAGACAGCCCCCAGUAACUGAUAAGAAGGGAUGAACCCCGGUACUCUCCAGAGUCCUGAAGAGUCUCCCUUCCAUGGGAACCAGAGAUGUGAAACUGGAAUUCUCAGGUGCCUGAGGAGCUCUCAGUCUCAAACGACUCUAGUGUCUUACCCACCCACCAGGGCGGACCUUGGAGAGGGUGUCAGGGGUGGCAGUCUUGGAAAUGUCCAAGACUGGGAUGGUGAGAGGCCUUUGGAAACAGAAAUGAUUUCUAUUUCUGUAAACAGCAAUGUUUACUAAUGUAUUUUUAGUGUAUUUUAAACAAGGAUCACAGGUUGAUAGGAGAUUGAUAUCCCCCACUCCCCAACUGCCCCAGCUACCUCUGAUAGGAGAGGCCAUGUAAGAGUCCAUGUGGAUGUAUGGCUGGGAGAUGCUUCUUGGUGUCUGGGGGGUGGUGCGAGCCUGUUUGCAGGUCCUGUUGCAAGGGUUGGAACCCUGCACUUGUGUCGUAGCUUUUCUUCUAAUUUGAAGUGCUACUUGGGGAAGUAACUUCCUGGCUCACUCGCAAUGAUAUUGGUUUAAAAAUUUGGAAACAAUCAUAAACGCACCAGA
Messenger RNA from Delphinapterus leucas (beluga whale), 2026 nucleotides. It is a transcript of the gene KLF14, whose product is annotated as KLF transcription factor 14. NCBI's taxonomy places the organism in Eukaryota, Metazoa, Chordata, Mammalia, Artiodactyla, Monodontidae. Gene Ontology annotation, biological process: regulation of transcription by RNA polymerase II. The record is from RefSeq and is a predicted model, not a curated record. Gene Ontology annotation, molecular function: RNA polymerase II cis-regulatory region sequence-specific DNA binding; DNA-binding transcription factor activity, RNA polymerase II-specific.